Molecule: messenger RNA, 492 nt
Organism: Nymphaea colorata (pocket water lily)
Lineage: Eukaryota; Viridiplantae; Streptophyta; Magnoliopsida; Nymphaeales; Nymphaeaceae
Product: pathogenesis-related protein 1B-like
Exons: 1
Coding region: 1-492 (163 amino acids)
Cellular component (GO): extracellular region
Source: RefSeq, a predicted model, not a curated record
AUGAAGCGUUCCCCUGGCCUUCUUGUUUGGAUCUGCCUGCUGGGCCUUGGAAUGCUGUUCCGUGGCACUCACGCCCAAAACUCUCCGCAAGACUUCCUUGCUGCUCACAACAAGGCUCGCGCCCAAGUAGGUGUCGGCCAUAUGGUAUGGGACGCUAACGUUGCGGCCUAUGCCCAGAAGUAUGCCAAGCAGAGGAUCGGUGACUGCAGGCUGGUACACUCCCAUGGGCCGUAUGGGGAGAACCUCUUCCUGAGCAGUGUGCACCAGAACACUGCAAAAGAUGCUGUGAACUGGUGGGUAGCCGAAAAGAGGUACUACAACCACGCCACCAACACCUGUGCCUGUGGACAGGUAUGCGCCCACUACACACAGGUGGUGUGGCGCAAGUCGGUGCGGCUGGGCUGCGCCAGGGUCAAAUGCCACAACGGUGCCAUCUUCAUUACCUGCAACUACUAUCCACCUGGUAACGUUAAAGGCGAGCGUCCUUACUAG